GACGAUGCGCUCAGCCAGAUCUCGCGCCUGCAGAGCAAGCUCAACCAGCGCCUCGGGCCCGAGUACAUUGCCAAGCGGCCCGGCUUCGGCGGCGGCCCGCCUGUGCCCUACCUCGAGGGCUGGAAGGCCAUCGACCUCGCCAACGAGGUGUUUGGCUUCAACGGCUGGUCCUCGAGCAUCGUCUCGCUCGAGACGGACUUUUGCGACGUCGACGAGCAGGGGCGCGUCAAGAUUGGCGUGUCGUGCAUCAUGCGCAUCACGCUGCGCGACGGCACGUACCACGAGGACGUGGGCAACGGGGCGAUGGAGGGCGUCAAGAGCAAGGGACAGGCGUUCCAGAAGGCCAAGAAGGAGGCGGCGACGGAUGCGCUGAAGCGCACCAUCAAGAGCUUUGGAAAGCUGCUGGGCAACUGCAUGUACGACAAGCGCUAC
Molecule: messenger RNA, 432 nt
Organism: Tilletiopsis washingtonensis
Lineage: Eukaryota; Fungi; Basidiomycota; Exobasidiomycetes; Entylomatales
Product: Rad52/22 double-strand break repair protein
Exons: 3
Biological process (GO): double-strand break repair via single-strand annealing; mitotic recombination; double-strand break repair via homologous recombination
Cellular component (GO): nucleus
Source: RefSeq, a predicted model, not a curated record